Messenger RNA from Rasamsonia emersonii CBS 393.64, 324 nucleotides. RefSeq lists its product as uncharacterized. The transcript has a single exon. The annotation marks the transcript as partial. Lineage: Eukaryota; Fungi; Ascomycota; Eurotiomycetes; Eurotiales; Trichocomaceae. The record is from RefSeq and is a predicted model, not a curated record.
CGGGUACUACUGCUGCACGUACCUCCCCCAGUCGCAGCUGCCCUUCUUCCCGACUUGCGGUGCACCUCGAUCUUUGUGAUCCUAGUCCGUUACCUCUUUUUCUUUUUUUUUCCCAUUGCCUGCAGCCCGGGCACUUUCCAGCAGUCCUGUCUCGGUCCCUGUCGCUCACUGACCGUUCUUGUUGUUUCUAUCUAUACCAGCCUUACUGCUGCGCUUCUGCUUCCACCCGCGGCGGUCAACCACCUUGCCGCCGCCUCCUCGCGCUUGGCUGGCUGGCCCUCCUCCGUUGAUCGGUACUCCCCCCAAUUCAUGGCCUGCCGUUGA